UUUGCUCCAACUUUUUUAUUAUUAUUUUUAGACUGGCCUUUCUACGAAGACCUUUCUUUUUCUUUUGUGCAAUUUUUGCAAAUAGGGCCCUGUCUUUUAAUAGUUUAAGACCUCCGCAUAUCUGGGGUCUUUUCUUUUUACCCUUUUUUCUCUUUUUUCUUUCAUUAAUUUUCUUUUAUAUUUUUAUGCUUUUGGUGACUCCAAAUUUGUACCACUUUUGAAAUUCCAAAAAAAGCUUAUGCACAAUGACUACAACAGCAUCAAACAGCAGCGGUGAUGACAUUCACAGCGACAAAGAGACACAGUACCAGCAGCAGCAUACUCUCGCAGUCGAUAUUACUGACAUUACUGACAUUACUGACAUUACGGGCAUUACGGACAUUACGGACUCUAAACCUUCCGACUCUCCUCUGUCCCUAAAAGAGACCAAUUAUCCGGAGCCACUGGUGUUCGAGCCAAGCAAAGACAUCCGCGAGCUGUCGCAGGGAGGCGGCUUACAGAUGGCCUUGCAGACCCUAGUGGCAUCCAUAUUCACAGCAUUGGUACUGCUCAUGCCACUAACAAUUAUAUUCGCAUUUAUCUACGUCAGUUGGGCGCGCCUGCCACUGGCAGCAUACGUGGCGUUCUGCUACCUAGACCCGGCAGUGGACAAUGGAGUUGGUAGGCGUAUUCAGUGGGUGAGGCGGUUGGGCGUAUGGAAGUAUGUCAAUGCGUACUUCCCGGUGCGAAUAGUGCUAGAGAAAAAGCUGGAUCCUUCGCUCAACUAUAUUUUCGGUGUGUCUCCGCAUGGAAUUCUUUGUUUCUCCGGUCAGGUGGUCAUGGGUUCUCAGAAAAGCGGCUUGGAUGAGGCCUUGGCGGGGAUUACAGCUCACCCAGCGGCACUACACCAUGCGCUCAGGCUGCCUUUAUUCGGCGCAUACCUCCUUGCCAUCGGCGCCAUCUCGUCGUCGCGAAGGAGUAUUAGGAAAUGCCUGGCGAGUGGUAAAGGUCAAAGCGUUGGCAUUGUCAUUGGUGGUGCCAAGGAGAGCUUUUACACAAAUCGAGGUAGUCGUCGGGUCAUUUUAAAGAACCGCAAGGGAUUUGUGCGCGAAGCCAUUAUGGCCGGAGCACCGUUGGUUCCAACUUUUGUGUUUGGGGAGAACGACAUAUUCUUUCAGGUUGAGCACCCGGUGUUGCGUCGGUUGCAAGAGUGGUUGCAGUCUAAGAUGAUGUUUGCUUUGCCCGUGUUUUAUGGAAGAUUCGGGAUUGUUCCUCGUCGCACACCGUUGACUAGCGUUUUCGCCGCUCCUAUUUUUGUUGAGAAGAAUGCGAACCCUAGUCAUGAUGAGAUUAAUAAGGUGCACGCGGAGUACCUUGUUCAGCUGCAUCGACUGUAUAACCGCUUCAAACCAAUUUACGACCCGGAGGGUGGUGACUUAGUAAUUGUAUAAAAUAGCUACUCGGUUUUAUUUCUGUUAUGUUGUUUUGUAUUGGACAUUUAUGUAGACUACAUAUGUAUUUGGAAAUUUUAAAUAUAUAAUAUUUUAAA
Molecule: messenger RNA, 1528 nt
Organism: Kickxella alabastrina
Lineage: Eukaryota; Fungi; Kickxellomycota; Kickxellomycetes; Kickxellales; Kickxellaceae
Product: diacylglycerol acyltransferase-domain-containing protein
Exons: 1
Coding region: 246-1430 (394 amino acids)
Biological process (GO): triglyceride biosynthetic process
Cellular component (GO): endoplasmic reticulum membrane
Molecular function (GO): diacylglycerol O-acyltransferase activity
Source: RefSeq, a predicted model, not a curated record